AAUAGUUAGUCGCGGGUUGUAGAAACAGUUUGUCGUCAAAGGUCAUGGAGGAUAAACGUAAUAGGGAUAUCUGUAGCAUAUGUCAAGAGCAUUUCACCAAACCUAAAAUUAUUUCGUGUUUUCACACAUUUUGUGAAGACUGUCUGGGGAGUCACAUCGAGAAAACUGCAGAGAAUUCUCGUUUUUCGUGUCCGGUUUGCCGGAAAGAUAUUGUUGUUCCCGCAGGCGGCGUGGCCGAAUUCUCAUAUAAUUUUUAUAUUGAAGAAGAAUCUUUUAAAGUGGAGGCGAGAGCGGAAACUAUCAACUGUGAUAUAUGUGAGGACGGUGAUUCGAACUACAGAUGUAUAGAAUGUGGUCAGUAUUUAUGUGAAUCUUGUAAAGAUAAACACGAUCAAUUUGCUGGCUGUAUCAAACACACAGUGUUCGGUUUAGAUGAUGAAACGGAAGUUAAACUCAAAAAGAAGAGAGAAGUUUGUACAGAACACGAAACAGAGGAACUGGACUUCUAUUGUGAGACUUGUGCCGAAAUCAUCUGUAUCAAGUGUUUGAUGUCGAAUCAUAAAGACCACAAGACCCCUCAGUUGAAAGACUGUGCAGAAGCUGUGAAGGCAGAGCUGACCAAACUACAAACAGAACUCGAGGAACAAUAUACCAAAAUUGAUGGGUAUGUAGCUUCCAUUGUUACCAAGGUAAAAGUGAUGAGAGAUUCUAAAACUGAAACUUGUAAGAAGAUCGACGAACAGGUACAAAAGAUAUGUGAUGCUGUAACAGCACUAGGAAACGAAUCUAAGAAGGAAGUUGGAACAACAUGUGAUGAGGAGGAACAAAAGAUGAAUAAAAUAAUAGAAAACAUGCAAAACCUCACACGACAAAUGGAACCUACUAUUGAACAUUUGAAACAAAUUUUGAAAAAGAACUCUGUAGUUGAAAACAUAAAUGUUCUUCCAGAAAUAAGAAGAGAAAAAGCAGAAAAAUGUUCAACGGAUUUAGCAUGUCUGCCUCGUGUUGUGACAGAAUACAGGACAGGUGUGGUCAACCUUGCCGGUCUAUCUGGCUAUCUUGGAGAGUUGUCCAUUUUACGUGGUCCAACAUUUCAACAUAAAUUCAGGUUGUCUAAACCUUCCAAAAGGCGGACAUUUGAAAGUACAGUAUACCGUGUUGAGGACCUGUCAUGGUUUCUAAGAAUUGCCACCCACGAAGACAGCGAUCAUGUGAAUAUAAGUUUAUAUUUAUACCUAGGAGAUCAACCAACCCUUAAAUCAGUGACAGCUCGCAUUAAACUAGAACUUCUUCAGGCCUCUGAUAGAAAGAGAUUAUGCACUAAGGAAGAUAACCAAACCUUUACAGGAGUAAUGGGCUGCUAUCGAUGGGAUGAUGUACCAACAGUCGGGGAACAUUCUGUUGGCAGUUUUCCUGUAUCAAGGCAGAGUCCUCCAGAAGAAAAAUAUUUUCUAGUUCAGGCAAACGUUAUCAUCGAAAAUACAAAAACAAAAUAACUACAAUUGUGUCAUAAACUGUUAACUAUAAAUGAGCCGCUGUAUUCGUAGACUAGUGUAUGUAUGAAUAUGUAACUCUUCCCUCAAAUUAGAGGAUUGUUUUGUUUUAAGAAUUCAGGGCCUAUAAAGAUAAUUACAAAAUAAAUAUUAUUGAUAAUUUGAUAAACAUCUGUAAUAAAUCCACUCAAACAAAAUGGACAGAGUGGUAAUCUCCCACAAUGCAGUUAAUGAAGCUUAAAACAAAGACUUGGAUCUCGAGUCACCUUGACAUUAACUAAGUUUGUCCAAAACAUGGCAAUGGUGGAAUCAUUACAGUUGCAUGAUUAGCAAAUGUUAAUACAGCUUCUGGAUUCAAUAAUUAAAUUAGUAGACAUUGAUAAUUUUUUGUAUGGUUUAAAAAAAUACACCUAAUAUAAUAUUAGUGAUGGCUACAAUUAUAUUAAUCCCGAUUUUUGUUAUCAUUACAUUCAUUAUUUCAUUCAUUCUAAUCUAAAGCGUUCGACUUUACGUGAAGUUGAGAAUCAUAAAUGGAACUCCAACUUGCAAGAGUUGUUUUUUUUUCAUAUGUACGCCAGCGUGUGCGCGGGAUCUCGACUUUUCAUGCCAACCGAACGACCUCAGAACCUCUGUCAUACACGACUGGAAAACCUCGGUGAACUUGUGUCCACCUAACAUGAAUCUUAGAUAUUGAUUCAGUAGGUAUAUAUAGUUCUUUAUACUAAUGUAUAUCAAAUAUUUAUAUUAAUUAUUAAGAUAGGUAUUAAGCAAUCUGAACAACAGACCCAAACCACCUGCAGAGACCAUUUAUUUUUCGAACGUUAGUUACGUACGAGUUAGUAAGCUAGUGAUAGCUUCUGGGUACAAAAAUGUAAUCGAAGCAAUACAGACAAUAACGUUCAUUCUUUAAUAAACCCAGUUCGACUUGAAAUAACUGUAGAUUUUAUAAGUGAGCGAGUUUUUAUUUUUAUUUUCGUCGCCUAAUAAUUCAUUAUGUAUAUUAUAUAUUAUGUCUUUUGUGCAUAUUAGUAUAAUGUGAAAUAGUUUAUUAGUACGCUUGUUCACAUAAUAUAUGCUAAUAUUUUAUAAUAAGUUUUUAAUUAAUAUGUGUUUCUUAUAUACGCCCGUGUACAUUAUAGCUCAGUCGGCGCAGAGCAGUAGGAUGUUAAACCCCAUGUUAUUACUUUCAUGUAUACUAUUAUAAUGUGAAAUAUUUUAUAAGUACACAUAAUACAUGAUAAUAUUCUAUAUUCAAUAAUUAAUAGAUGCUUUGCAUUUUAUGUUUUAAUUGUGAUUUUAAUGUCUUUAUUGUAUUCUGAUGUUCGGGUUUUUUUUAAAUACACUAUUUAUAGAUUGACUUUCC
Molecule: messenger RNA, 2856 nt
Organism: Patella vulgata (common limpet)
Lineage: Eukaryota; Metazoa; Mollusca; Gastropoda; Patellidae
Product: E3 ubiquitin-protein ligase TRIM56-like
Exons: 1
Coding region: 45-1496 (483 amino acids)
Molecular function (GO): zinc ion binding; protein binding
Source: RefSeq, a predicted model, not a curated record